Molecule: messenger RNA, 3603 nt
Organism: Podarcis raffonei (Aeolian wall lizard)
Lineage: Eukaryota; Metazoa; Chordata; Lepidosauria; Squamata; Lacertidae
Gene: CDK17
Product: cyclin dependent kinase 17
Exons: 17
Coding region: 463-2034 (523 amino acids)
Biological process (GO): protein phosphorylation
Cellular component (GO): nucleus; cytoplasm
Molecular function (GO): protein kinase activity; ATP binding
Source: RefSeq, a predicted model, not a curated record
GGCUGCUGGCGCUCGGCAGAGCUCUCUCCUGCUGCUGCCUCCGUCGCGCUCGCUCCCCAUUUGGCGAGCGGAGUCGGCCCAGCAGCAUCCGGAGUCGCACCGCGGCGCAGCAAAGGAAGUAGCGCGGCAGCGGCGGUGAGGAGCGAACCCCCGGGGAGCAGCCAUGUUGGCUGACGGGAUGCCGUGACUCUCCUGCGCCGGGAAGGGAAGGCGCCCGCGGAGGCCCUCCCGCGGCACCAGGCAGCGCAGCGAACAGGAAGCGGCUCCUGGGCGGCGGCGGCGGCGUUGGCACUGCUGGGCGGGGGGCUCGGCUACCGAGAAGGAGGCGGCGGCGGCUGCAGCGUGCCCAGAAGGAGGGAGUCGAGGGCAGGGCGAAAGCCGCCCCCAAGUCCCGGAGCGGCAGAGACCCGCUGCUGCUGCUGCUGCUUCUGGCUUCCGUGAGCCAGACUUAUUACAGAUAGAAUGAAAAAGUUCAAGAGGAGACUUUCCCUAACGUUGCGUGGGAGCCAGACGAUUGAUGAGUCACUUUCUGAACUGGCCGAACAAAUGACCAUUGAAGAAAACAGCAGUAAAGAUAACGAGCCUAUUGUGAAGAAUGGCAGACCUCCAACAUCCCAUAGUAUGCACUCAUUCCUUCACCAGUACACGGGAUCCUUCAAAAAGCCUCCGCUACGAAGACCACACAGUGUUAUCGGUGGCAGCCUUGGCUCUUUCAUGGCAAUGCCAAGGAACGGGAGCAGAUUAGAUAUUGUACAUGAAAAUCUGAAAAUGGGAUCAGAUGGUGAAAGUGAUCAAGCUUCCGGAACGUCGUCUGAUGAAGUCCAAUCCCCUACAGGUGUUUGCCUCAGAAACCGGAUACACAGAAGGAUUUCCAUGGAGGACCUGAACAAGCGUUUGUCACUACCUGCAGACAUCAGGAUACCAGAUGGAUAUCUUGAAAAGCUACAGAUAAACAGUCCACCGUUUGAUCAACCAAUGAGCAGACGAUCUCGCAGAGCAUCCCUGUCUGAAAUCGGAUUUGGGAAAAUGGAAACUUACAUAAAAUUGGAAAAGCUUGGUGAGGGCACCUAUGCAACUGUAUAUAAGGGAAGAAGUAAGCUGACAGAAAACUUGGUAGCUUUGAAAGAAAUCAGAUUAGAACACGAAGAGGGGGCACCAUGCACAGCCAUUAGAGAAGUGUCAUUGUUAAAAGAUCUAAAACAUGCAAAUAUCGUUACACUACAUGAUAUUGUUCAUACAGACAAAUCGUUAACUCUGGUCUUUGAGUACCUGGACAAAGAUUUAAAGCAGUAUAUGGAUGAUUGUGGUAACAUUAUGAGUAUGCACAAUGUAAAGUUAUUUUUAUACCAGAUUCUACGUGGUUUGGCAUACUGUCACAGGAGAAAAGUGCUACAUCGAGAUCUGAAACCACAAAAUCUACUAAUUAAUGAAAGAGGAGAAUUAAAACUAGCAGACUUUGGUUUGGCUAGAGCAAAAUCUGUCCCUACGAAGACCUAUUCCAAUGAGGUUGUCACAUUAUGGUAUAGGCCGCCUGAUGUUCUCCUUGGAUCUUCCGAAUAUUCAACGCAAAUUGACAUGUGGGGAGUUGGGUGCAUAUUUUUUGAAAUGGCAUCUGGAAGACCUCUAUUUCCCGGGUCAACUGUUGAAGACGAAUUGCACUUAAUUUUCAGACUUCUAGGAACUCCAUCACAAGAAACGUGGCCAGGCAUUACUUCCAGUGAUGAAUUUAGGAACUACAACUUUCCCAAAUACAAGCCACAGCCUUUAAUCAACCAUGCUCCAAGGCUUGACUCGGAAGGAAUUGAACUGAUAGUAAGAUUUCUUCAGUAUGAAUCAAAGAAAAGGAUUUCAGCAGAAGAAGCUAUGAAGCAUGCGUAUUUUAGAAGUCUUGGAACAAGGAUACAUGCCCUGCCAGAAAGUGUGUCAAUAUUCACUCUGAAAGAGAUUCAGCUUCAGAAAGAUCCUGGCUUUCGAAACUCCACUUAUCCAGAGACGGGGCAUGGAAAGAACAGAAGGCAAAGCAUGCUGUUCUAGAAGUCGACCACACAGGUUCCAAGCCCAAGGCUGCCUUGCACCUAUCGAGGACUCUAGCCUGAAGGCAGUUCCUUCCCUUGGUGGACUUGAAAUCUUGUUUGUCUACACUGUCCUCCUCACAGUGCAGUCUUUUUAUUUCAGACCUGCUGGUUAUGUUUUUAUAUUUGUUGUCACAGUGUGACAAAUUUUUGUACAGUCAAUUUUACGGUCUCCUCUGCCAUUAGAGCCAGUAGGUUACAACUGUUAAUGUAACAGUAGCUGCAAUUUUUGUGCAGGACUGAGAAACACAGUGCAUUAUUUAUUGCGGAAUCAUUGCUGCUAAAUAACUACUGUCUGUAUAGUUAACAAACAAUUGAACACCUGCAGAAAUUGCAGUGGCUUUAUAUAAUAUGUGAAUGCAUCUGUUUCUCCAUGAAUUAUUGCUGCAGUUUUAUAUCUUAUCUUUUCUUUUUUUUAACUGCAAUGUUUCCUGGAAUGUAAACAAAGCUUUCUUGACUGUUAAAUAGGUAAAUUUGUCUUUUAAUGCUCUUAAAUUCAUGGCCCUUCAACUUCUUAUUUAAUAUUAGAUGUAAAGUAACAAAACUUAUUACAAAAGACCUUUUUUCAAAGCACUUAGUACUGACGUUGAUCUGAAGAAGUGAGGGAAAAACAGUUCCUUUUGUUACAUGCUAUCAGGUUCCAUGUCUAUUAGUGCGGAUUGGCUUACAAAUUGAAGCUUGGUAUUAUUCUUGAUGUUUAUUGAAUGACUAAAAACAAAACGAUGGGAUCCGGGCGUCCCAGCCCCAUGCUUCCAUGGCUGUUCAGUGUCAACAUAUUUUUCUGGAAAUCCACUGGAAGAAUGCAAGUCCAUACUAGAGAAGUCCAUCACUCUGCAUUGCAGACUUUGUAAAGCAUGAGAACUUAGAGGGUUUUAAAGAUCUUAGAUGUUAUCUCUUUUUUUUGGAGCUAGUCAACAUGUUACUACUAAGCUUAUGCAUCUCAGUGAGUAUCAUAAAUACCUCCUGGUGAUAGUAACAGUAUUUUUAAGCAUUUGUGUUCCCCUUUCUGGACCUAUUUGUUUAGUGCAUCUUCAAGAGGCUGUAAAUCUUUAUUGGUAUAUUUUGAAAUGGUUAUGUAAAUCUUUGGCUGGUAUAUCAUGAAAAUAGUCAUAGAUAACUUAAUUUUUUUUCCUGAAGUUCACUGUAAAACAUUCAGGGGUCCUACCAUUUCUGUUCAGGAAAUCUUGUAGUUUAUUAUUGUUAUUUAACAGUAUUAAGUGAAAAAAAUAUUUUGUAUGUUCCUUUAACUUUAUUUGUGAAUAGUGAUUGUGGCAUGUUUGGGGAUGUUUUAUUAAUAUUUCAUGAUACUAGUAAAUUGAAUUUGGGAACUUUUUUUUUUAAAUUUUCUGGACUGGAAGAGAUGACAAAUUCAUGUGUAAUGGUGACUAUUGGACCACUGCUGCUUUUCAGCAUUUGUAAGCUGGUUUUACGUUAAAGAAGCCCUGUAGAGCUAACAAACUGCUGUUAUUUCUAACUGAUGGACCUGUAUUAAUAUUGUACUUUUGAAAGUAUAAAUAUUAUAUGGAAAAUC